This is a messenger RNA of Mercurialis annua (annual mercury), 2369 nucleotides long. Its product is annotated as L-type lectin-domain containing receptor kinase IV.1-like. The transcript has a single exon. Gene Ontology annotation, cellular component: plasma membrane. The coding region runs from base 150 to 2165 and encodes 671 amino acids. Gene Ontology annotation, molecular function: carbohydrate binding; ATP binding; protein kinase activity. Gene Ontology annotation, biological process: protein phosphorylation. NCBI's taxonomy places the organism in Eukaryota, Viridiplantae, Streptophyta, Magnoliopsida, Malpighiales, Euphorbiaceae. The record is from RefSeq and is a predicted model, not a curated record.
AUCCUUUUCUUCUAAAUAAUUUCUCCUGCAUUUCUUUAUUCUAUUAAGACAAACAAACAUCAAUAUCAAAUCCCAAAUUUACUUCUAAUUAAAUUCCACCAAAUGCUUUAUUCUCAUCAUUUCCAUUUCCAAGUCCCUCAUCUUUUUCAAUGGCAUCAAGAAUUUUUCUAAGAUCUCUUCAAAUUUUCCUAUCUUUUUUUCUGAUCUUAGCCCAAAUUUCAUACUCUCAAGAAACAAAACAGUUCAUAUACACCAACGGAUUCACACAAUCCAAUCUCAAACUAAACGGAAUUGCCAAAAUAUUACCCGGCGGCGUUCUUGAACUUACCAACACUUCAUAUCAAGAAAUCGGCCAUGCUUUUUUUCCGGUACCGAUCACUUUCAACUCACCCAAGAAUAAUUCAAACUCUUCAUUUUCAUUCUCUACAAGGUUUGUAUUCGCUAUGGUUCCUGAAUUGCCGGACCGAGGCGGGCAUGGAAUCGCCUUCACUAUCUCCCCGGCGGUGGAGCUCACCGGUGCAACAGACACUCAAUAUCUCGGGCUGUUCAACACGACCAACAUCGGAUUUGUGUCCAAUCAUUUGUUUGCUGUUGAGUUAGACACAGUUAGAAACCGUGAGUUCGGAGAUAUUAAUGAUAAUCAUGUUGGUGUCGACGUUAAUAAUUUGACUUCUGUUAAAUCUGCACCGGCGGGGUAUUUUUCCGGCGGUGAAAAUAAGAGUUUACAGCUGAAAAGUGGUAAGCCGAUGCAGGUUUGGAUUGAUUAUUCCGGUGAAAGUAAAUUACUUACGGUACAUCUUGCUCCUUUAAAGAUUAAAAAACCUGAAAAACCGUUAUUAAGUAUGAAUCUUGAUCUUUCUUCGAUUUUCUUGGAUAAAAUGUACGUGGGAUUCUCUGCUUCAACUGGGUCAGUAGCGAGUCAUCACUAUAUACUCGGGUGGAGUUUUAGUACGAGUGGAGAAGCUCAGUUUCUUGAUCCUGCAAAGAUUCCGAAAGUUCCGCAAUCAAGAAAAUCUAAAGGUAAAAUUAAGUAUUUAAGGAUUGUUCUUCCGUUGAUAGCUGUAGUACUUGUGAUUUUCGCUAUACUAUCUACGAUUUAUGUUGUGAGGAAGAAAUACGAAGAGAUUCGCGAAGAUUGGGAGCAGCAAUAUGGUCCUCAGAGAUUUUGUUAUAAAGAUUUGUAUAGAGCAACUAAAGGUUUUAAAGAUAAAGAGGUUCUUGGAUUCGGGGGAUUCGGGAAAGUUUAUCGAGGGGUUUUGCCUUCUACGAAUGUUGAAGUUGCGGUUAAGAAAGUGUCGCAUGAUUCGAAACAGGGUAUGAAGGAAUUUAUAGCGGAGAUCGCAAGUACGGGGAGGUUAAGGCAUCGGAAUUUAGUUCAACUUUUAGGUUAUUGUAGACGAAAAGGCGAGUUGUUUUUAGUUUAUGAUUAUAUGCCUAAUGGGAGUCUCGAUAAGUACUUGUUUAGCACGAAGAAACCGAAUCUUGAUUGGGUUCAUCGGUUAAAAAUCAUUAAAGGAGUUGCGUCGGCUUUGAUUUACCUUCACGAAGAUUGUCAACAAGUCGUUCUGCAUCGCGAUGUGAAAUCUAGUAAUGUUCUGUUAGAUUGUGAAAUGAAUGGAAGAUUAGGAGAUUUCGGGCUAUCAAAGUUUUACGACCACGGAUCAAAUCCUGAAACGACGUGUGUGGUUGGAACUGUGGGAUAUUUAGCACCGGAGCUUACUAGGACGGGUAAGCCAACUACUUGUAGUGAUGCUUUUGCUUUCGGUACGUUUAUGCUUGAAGUUGCCUGCGGUAGAAGGCCUAUUGAGUCUGACAGACCAAAUGAGCAAGUGAUUUUGAUUGAAUGGGUUCUUGAUUGUUGGAAAAGAGGGAAUAUCUUCGAGUGUGUUGAUCCGAGAUUAGAGGAUCGUUACGGUGCGAAAGAAAUGGAGUUGGUUUUGAAAUUAGGGCUACUCUGUGCACAUCAUUUGCCUGCAGCUAGGCCAAGUAUGAGACAAGUUAUGCAGUUUUUGGAUGGGAGUAAUAGUGUGCCUGAUAUACCCUUUGAUGUUGCUAGUAUCGGUAUACUUCCGGGUAGUACUGAAGUAUCUAAAGAUUGGUCCUUACUUAAAUCUUCGGAUAAUUCUUCGUCUAUGCUCGAUUCAAUCCUCGUUAAUGGUCGGUGAAGGACUCGAUUGAUCGUCUGAAAUAAUGAGGUAUACAUCAUCUUUAUGUUGUAAAAUGUGUAUAAUUUAGAGUUUAAUCUUUUGAUUCUCAUAUUUGGAUUUAUUAUUGCUGUUUGCACGGAAAUUUCUCCAAUCUUAUGUUUCCCGUGUUAUUUUCGUUUUUGAAACUGUGAAAUUAUAUAUUUAUAGCUUACUUUUGUUCUA